Molecule: messenger RNA, 4535 nt
Organism: Closterium sp. Naga37s-1
Lineage: Eukaryota; Viridiplantae; Streptophyta; Zygnematophyceae; Desmidiales; Closteriaceae
Source: the annotation of a GenBank genome assembly
UCUCCCGCUUUCCAUCACCCCUCCCCAUUCUCCGGCUUUCCAUCACCCCGCCCCAUUCUCCCGUUUUCCAUCACCCCGCCCCAUUCUCCCGCUUUCCAUCACCCCGCCCCAUUCUCCCGCUUUCCAUCACCUCGCCCCAUUCUCCCGCUUUCCAUCACCCCGCCCAAUUCUCCCGCUUUCCAUCACCCCGCCCCAUUCUCCCGCUUUCCAUCACCCCGCCCCAUUCUCCUCCUUUCCAUCACCCUGCCCCAUUCUCCCGCUUUCCAUCACCCCGCCCCAUUCUCCCGCUUUCCAUCACCCCGCCCCCUUCUCCCGCUUUCCAUCACCCCGCCCCAUUCUCCCGCUUUCCAUCACCCCCGCCCCAGUUUCCCGCUUUCCAUCACCCCGCCCCAUUCUCCCUCCUUCCAUCACCCCGCGCCAUUCUCCCGCUUUCCAUCACCCCGCCCCGUUGUCCCGCAUUCCAUCACCCCGCCCCAUUCUCCCUCCUUCCAUCACCCCCCCCCCAUUCUCCCGCUUUCCAUCACCCCGCCCCAUUCUCCCGCUGUGCAUCACCCCGCCCCAUUCUCUCGCUUUCCAUCACCCCGCCCCAUUCUCCCGCUUUCCAUCACCCCGCCCCAUUCUCCCGCUUUCCAUCACCCCGCCCCAUUCUCCCUCCUUCCAUCACCCCGCCCCAGUCUCCCGCUUUCCAUCUCCCCGCCUCAUUCUCCCGCUUUCCAUCUCCCCGCCCCAUUCUCCUCCUUUCCAUCACCCCGCCCCAUUCUCCCGCUUUCCAUCACCCCGCCCCAUUCUCCCGCUUUCCAUCACCAAGCCCCCUUCUCCCGCUUUCCAUCACCCCGCCCCAUUCUCCCGCUUUCCAUCACCCCGCCCCAGUUUCCCGCUUUCCAUCACCCCGCCCCAUUCUCCCUCCUUCCAUCACCCCGCGCCAUUCUCCCGCUUUCCAUCACCCCGCCCCAUUCUCCCACUGUGCAUCACCCCGCCCCAUUCUCCUCCUUUCCAUCAACCCGCCCCAUUCUCCCGCAUUCCAUCACCCCGCCCCAUUCUCCCGCUUUCCAUCACCCCGCCCCCUUCUCCCGCUUUCCAUCACCCCGCCCCAUUCUCCCGCUUUCCAUCACCCCGCCCCAGUUUCCCGCUUUCCAUCACCCCGCCCCAUUCUCCCUCCUUCCAUCACCCCGCGCCAUUCUCCCGCUUUCCAUCACCCCGCCCCGUUGUCCCGCAUUCCAUCACCCCGCCCCAUUCUCCCUCCUUCCAUCACCCCGCCCCAUUCUCCCGCUUUCCAUCACCCCGCCCCAUUCUCCCGCUGUGCAUCACCCCGCCCCAUUCUCUCGCUUUCCAUCACCCCGCCCCAUUCUCCCGCUUUCCAUCACCCCGCCCCAUUCUCCCGCUUUCCAUCACCCCGCCCCAUUCUCCCGCUUUUCAUCACCCCGCCCCAUUCUCCCGCUUUCUAUCACCCCACCCCAUUCUCCCGCUUUCCAUCACCCCGCCCCAUUCUCCCUCCUUCCAUCACCCCGCCCCAUUCUCCCUCCUUCCAUCACCCCGCCCCACUCUCCCGCUUUCCAUCACCCCGCCCCAUUCUCUCGCUUUCCAUCACCCCGCCCCAUUCUCCCGCUUUCCAUCACCCCGCCCCAUUCUCCCGCUUUCCAUCACCCCGCCCCAUUCUCCCGCUUUCCAUCACCCCGCCCCCUUCUCCCGCUUUCCAUCACCCAGCCCCAUUCUCCCGCUUUCCAUCACCCCGCCCCAUUCUCCCGCUUUCCAUCACCCCGCCCCAUUCUCCCUCCUUCCAUCACCCCGACCCAUUCUUCCUCCUUCCAUCACCUCGCCCCAUUCUCCCACUUUUCAUCACCCCGCCCCAUUCUCCCGCUUUCCAUCACCCCGUCCCAUUCUCCCGCAUUCCAUCACCCUGCCCUAUUCUCCCGCUUUCCAUCACCCCGCCCCAUUCUCCCUCCUUCUACCAUCCCGCCUCAUUCUCCCGCCUUCCAUCACUCCGCCCCAUUCUCCCGCCUUCCAUCACCCCCGCCCCAUUCUCCUGCUUUCCAUCACCCCGCCCCAUUCUCCCGCUUUCCAUCACCCCGCCCCAUUCUCCCGCUUUCCAUCACCCCGCCCCAUUCUCCCGCUUUCCAUCACCCAGCCCCAUUCUCCCGCUUUCCAUCGCCCCGCCCCAAUCUCCCGCUUUCCAUCACCCCGCCCCAUUCUCCCUCUUUCCUUCACCCCGCCCCAUUCUGCCUCUUCCCCUCGCCCCGCCCCAUUCUCCCUCUUUCCAUCACCCCGCCUCAUUCUCCCUCAUUUCAUCGCCCCGCCCCAUUCUCCCGCUUUCCAUCGCCCCGCCCCAUUCUCCCUCUUUCCUCCACCCAGCCCCACCUCUUUCCAUCACCCAGCCCCUCCAUCACCCAGCCCCAGUCUCCCUCUUUCCAUCAUCCCACCCCAUUCUCCCUCUUUCCAUCACCCGCCCCAUUCUCCCGCUUUCCAUCACCCCGCCUCAUUCUCCCUCUUUCCAUCGCCCCGUCCCAUUCUCCCUCUUUCCAUCGCCCCGCCCCAUUCUCCUGCUUUCCAUCUCCCCGCCCCAUUCUCCCGCUUCCCAUCACCCCGCCCCAUUCUCCCACUUUCCAUCACCCCGCCCUAUUUUCCCUCUUUCCAUCACCCCGCCCCAUUCUGCCUCUUCCCAUCGCCCCGCCCCAUUCUCCCUCUUUCCAUCACCCCGCCCCAUUCUCCCGUUUUCUAUCACCCCGCCUCAUUCUCCCUCUUUUCGUAGCCCCGCCCCAUUCUCCCGCUUUCCAUCGCCCCGCCCCAUUCUCCCUCUUUCCACCACCCAGCCCCACCUCUUUCCAUCACCCAGCCCCUCUAUCACCCAGCCCCAUUCUCCCUCUUUCCAUCACCCCGCCCCAUUCUCCCUCUUUCCAUCACCCCGCCCCAUUCUCCCGCUUUCCAUCACCCCGCCCCAUUCUCCCGAUUUCCAUCACCCCGCCUCAUUCUCCCUCCUUCCAUCACCCCGCCCCAUUCUCCCUCUUUCCAUCGCCCCGCCCCAUUCUCCUGCUUUCCAUCUCCCCGCCCCAUUCUCCCUCUUUCCAUCACCCCGCCCCAUUCUCCCUCCAUCCAUCAGCCCGCCCCAUUCUCCCUCUUUCCAUCACCCUGCCCCAUUCUCCCGCUUUCCAUCACCCCGCCCCAUUCUCCCGCUUUCCGUCGCCCCGCCCUAUUCUCCCGCUUUCCAUCGCCCCGCCCCAAUCUCCCGCUUUCCAUCAACCCGCCCCAUUCUCCCUCUUUCCAUCACCCCGCCCCAUUCUGCCUCUUCCCAUCGCCCCGCCCCAUUCUCCCUCUUUCAAUCACCCCGCCCCAUUCUCCCGCUUUCCAUCACCCCGCCUCAUUCUCCCUCUUUCCAUCGCCCUGCCCCAUUCUCCCGCUUUCCAUCGCCCCGCCCCAUUCUCCCUCUUUCCAUCACCCAGCCCCAUUCUCCCUCUUUCCAUCACCCCGCCCCAUUCUCCCUCUUUCCAUCACCCCGCCCCAUUCUCCCUCUUUCCAUCACCCCGCCCCGUUCUCCCUCUUUCCAUCACCCCACCCUAUUCUCCCGCUUUCCAUCACCCCGCCCCAUUCUCCCUCUUGCCAUCGCCCCCCCCCCCCCAUUCUCCCUCUUUCCAUCACCCCGCCCCAUUCUCCCGCUUUCCAUCACCCCGCCCCAUUCUCCCUCUUUCCAUCACCCAGCCCCAUUCUCCCUCUUUCCAUCACCCAACCCCAUUCUCCCUCUUUCCAUCACCCCACCCCAUUCUCCCUCUUUCCAUCACACCGCCCCAUUCUCCCUCUUUCCAUCACCCCGCCCCAUUCUCCCUCAUUCCAUCACCCCGCCCCGUUCUCUCGCUUUCCAUCGCCCCGUCCAAUUCUCCCUCUUUCUAUUGCCCCGACCCAUUCUCCCGCUUUCCAUCACCCCGCCCCAUUCUCUAUCUUUCCAUCACCCCGCCCCAUUCUCCCUCUUUCCAUUACCCCGCCCCGUUCUCCCACUUUCCAUCACCCCGCCCCAUUCUCCCGCUUUCCAUCACCCCGCCCCAUUCUCCCUCUUUCCAUCACCCAGCCCCAUUCCCCUUCGUUCAAACACCCCGCCCCAUUAUCCCGCUUUCCAUCACCCAUCCACAUUCUCCGUCUUUCCAUUACCCAGCCCCAUUCUCCCUCUUCCCAUCACCCAGCCCCAUUCUCCCUCUUUCCAUCACCCCACCCCAUUCUCCCUCUUUCCAUCACCCAGCCCCAUUCUCCUGCUUCCCAUCACCCCGCCCCGUUCUCCCUCAUUCCAUUACCCCGCCCCGUUCUCCCGCUUUCCAUCUCCCCGCCCCAUUCUCCCGCUUUCCAUCACCCCACCCCAUUCUCCCUCUUUCCAUCACCCAGCCCCAUUCUCCCGCUUUCCAUCACCCCGCCCCAUUCUCCCGCUUUCCAUCACCAUGUCCCAUUCUCCAGCUUUCCAUCACCCCGCCCCAUUCUUCUGCUUUCCAUCACCCCGCCCCAUUCUCCCACUUUCCAUCACCUCGCCCCAUUCUCCCGCUUUCCAUCACCCCGCCUAA